CUUCAUUGUCAUAAUGCCUUUUGCACAGCUUGUUAUAGGGCCCCCAGGCUCGGGCAAGUCGACGUACUGCGACGGCAUGCAUCAGUUCAUGUCCGCCAUCGGUCGCAAAUGCUCUGUCGUGAACCUCGAUCCUGCAAACGACCGCACGUCAUAUCCCGUCGCACUGGAUGUACGAGAUUUGGUCACCAUUGACGAGAUAAUGGAGCAGGAGGAUUUAGGUCCAAAUGGUGGUGUACUGUAUGCGCUUGAAGAACUAGAACACAAUUUCGAGUGGCUAGAGGAGCGGUUGAAGGCUCUCGGAGACGACUACAUUCUCUUCGACUGCCCAGGCCAGGUUGAGCUCUUCACACAUCAUUCUUCUCUACGUAACAUAUUCUUCCGCCUUCAAAAAUUGGGGUAUAGACUAGUAGUAUUGCAUCUUACCGACUCUAUCGUGCUAAGCCGACCCUCGCUGUACAUAUCAUCAUUACUGCUUGCCCUACGGAGCAUGUUACAGAUGGAUCUUCCACACCUUAACGUUCUGACCAAGAUCGACAAUCUGAGAAACUACCCUAACCUGCCCUUCAACCUGGAUUUUUACACCGAAGUACAAGACCUCUCAUAUUUGCUCCCAUUCUUGGAUAAAGAACAGACCUCUGGUAUACCAGGGCCGCAGCCUGCCGACUUAGCGACGACGGGCUCCGACGUAGACAACAACCCUCCUACGUCCAAGUUCUCCGCUCUGAACGAAGCUAUAGUAGACCUAGUCCAAGACUACGCUCUUGUUGGGUUCGAAACACUUGCCGUGGAGGAUAAAAGGAGUAUGAUGAUCCUCCUUCGCGCGAUUGAUCGCGCUGGCGGUUAUGCAUUUGGCGGGGUUGAAGGGGCCAAUGACACCGUUUGGCAGGUUGCGAUGCAGCAGGACGCCAUUACUAUGGAUGCUCGCGAUGUGCAGGAGCGGUGGCUAGACCGGAGAGAAGGAAUGGACGAAGAGGAGAGGAAAGCGUGGGAGCAGGAGGUUGGACCUGUGUCAGAUACUGCAGUCGGUGAUGCCCAAGGCGCCGUGGAAACCAAGGUUCCAAACGACGCCGGAAAUCGCGCAAGACCUAACGAUGACGAGGAUAUGGAAGAUCUAGAGGAGAUGAAGAAGUUCAUGGAGAAGAAAGAUAGCGGGAUCAAGAUCGUGAGGAAAUAAUGAGAACGAUGUAGUUGGAUUGCAAC
Messenger RNA from Lindgomyces ingoldianus, 1200 nucleotides. RefSeq lists its product as uncharacterized. Bases 14 to 1174 code for a protein of 386 amino acids. The transcript has 3 exons. Gene Ontology annotation, molecular function: GTPase activity. The record is from RefSeq and is a predicted model, not a curated record. Lineage: Eukaryota; Fungi; Ascomycota; Dothideomycetes; Pleosporales; Lindgomycetaceae. Gene Ontology annotation, cellular component: cytoplasm.